Ilex paraguariensis (yerba mate) is the source of this 318-nucleotide messenger RNA. The record is from the annotation of a GenBank genome assembly. NCBI's taxonomy places the organism in Eukaryota, Viridiplantae, Streptophyta, Magnoliopsida, Aquifoliales, Aquifoliaceae.
AUGUUGAUUGAACUGAUGGAGAAAAUAAAAAUGCCAUCAGAUGCACAAUUGAUGCAAAUUGCAAUAGAUGACUUGAAUAAUUCCUCUCUACCUUUAGAAGAUCAUCAUCGUGCAUUGCAGGAGCUUUUGAUACUUGUUGAGCCAAUUGAUAAUGCAAUUGGUAAGUGUUCUUUUAUCUUGUCCACUAGAGCUGAAAUGGCACAUUUGCUGAUUUUCCUCCUAGCAUUGGGCAGUGCCCAUGUCAUUUUUGUUUCAAGGAGCAAAAUUAGUUCCAAUUGUAGCAGUGUAGUAUUGUUUUGGCACUUAGUGUCACGGUAG